CAGGAGAUAUGGGUGGUGUUGCAUGGACAGCAGAAGAAGAUCACUUGCUUAAGAAAUGCAUACAACAAUAUGGAGAAGGAAAGUGGCAUCGCGUGCCUCAUUUGGCUGGUCUAAAUAGGUGCCGAAAAAGCUGUAGGCUAAGAUGGCUGAACUAUCUACGUCCCAACAUCAAAAGAGGAAAUUUCACAGACGAAGAAGUGGAAAUGAUUGUCAAACUCCACAAGUUAUUGGGCAACAGGUGGUCACUUAUUGCAGCAAGGUUACCAGGAAGGACUGCAAAUGAUGUGAAGAACUAUUGGAACUGUCAUCUGAGUAAAAAAUUAAAUGCUCAAGAAGCAGAAGAAGAGAGAGAAAUUGACAUAAACCUUGAUGUUAUUAAGACCCAGCCUAGAAGCAUUGAUUCAAGCUCAGUCAACAAAAGGAGCCAGGGUGAGUCUCCAAGUUUUCUACAAGUACCACACGAGAGUGGCAUUUCCUCAUCGCCAACAUUUGAUGUUGAUGGACAUAGCCAAAUGCUUGCAAUAGAGGAAGACAACAUGUAUUCAUGCUUGGACCAACAGGGCAAUAUUGUUGGUGUGUUGCCAAUGGACUUUCAAUUUGAAGAAGUUAAAGCAAUGAGUAAUGGACAGAGUAGCAGCCAGUGGGAUUGGGAUGACUUGCUCUUUGACUUGGACAUGUAUAAUGAUUCUUCUAGCUGCUAG
This is a messenger RNA of Gastrolobium bilobum, 701 nucleotides long. RefSeq names its product transcription factor MYB113-like. The transcript is spliced from 3 exons. The coding region runs from base 9 to 701 and encodes 230 amino acids. Lineage: Eukaryota; Viridiplantae; Streptophyta; Magnoliopsida; Fabales; Fabaceae. The record is from RefSeq and is a predicted model, not a curated record.